Vigna angularis (adzuki bean) is the source of this 1199-nucleotide messenger RNA. Its product is annotated as probable CDP-diacylglycerol--inositol 3-phosphatidyltransferase 2. Lineage: Eukaryota; Viridiplantae; Streptophyta; Magnoliopsida; Fabales; Fabaceae. Gene Ontology annotation, biological process: phosphatidylinositol biosynthetic process. Gene Ontology annotation, molecular function: CDP-diacylglycerol-inositol 3-phosphatidyltransferase activity. The coding region runs from base 225 to 908 and encodes 227 amino acids. The record is from RefSeq and is a predicted model, not a curated record. The transcript is spliced from 11 exons. Gene Ontology annotation, cellular component: Golgi apparatus; membrane.
AAUAAUUAGGGAAUAGAAAAAGAAAAAAAGGAGAACGCAUGGUUUUGCUCAAAAUAAACAUAGUCAGUGCCACCUCACGUUUGUUCCCCGUUUGGAUCAAUCCGUCAUUGCAACCGCCAGCCGCACCUUGUCUGUCGCCGGAAUCCGCCACAUUCUCUUCGGCAACGGUGAAUAUUUGAUUGGCAAUACUUAUUGGUGAAAUUUUAGAAUAUAAAGAAGCUUCAAUGGCAAAGAAACCAGGACAAAGAUCCAGUAAAUUAUCUGUGUACCUUUACAUUCCUAAUAUAAUAGGAUACAUACGGGUUCUUUUAAACUGUUUUGCCUUCUCCCAAUGUUUAACAAACAAAGCCUUGUUCGCUUUUCUCUAUUUUUUGAGCUUUGUUUGUGAUGCUGUCGAUGGAUGGUGUGCCCGCAAAUUCAAUCAAGUGUCAACCUUUGGGGCUGUGCUGGACAUGGUAACAGACAGAAUUAGCACUGCUUGUCUACUUGUUGUCCUUUCUCAACUGUACCAGCCCGGCCUUAUCUUUUUGUCAUUGCUUUCACUAGACAUUGCCAGCCACUGGCUGCAAAUGUACAGUACUUUCUUGACGGGAAAGGCUAGUCAUAAAGAUGUAAAAGACAGCAGCAACUGGCUUUUCAGGGCAUACUAUGGAAAUCGGAUGUUUAUGGCUUACUGUUGUGUCUCAUGUGAGGUUAUUUACUUAGUCCUGUUUUAUCUUGCGGAGAAUCAAACAGAGAAAUUGGUGGACGUUAUAUCAAAUAAUUUGAAAAAGAUGUCAUUACUUUCUCUCCUAAUUGGUACUAGUUUAUUUGGAUGGGCAGUCAAACAAAUUAUAAAUGUUAUUCAGAUGAAAACAGCAGCUGAUGCGUGCGUGCUUUAUGACAUUGAGAAAAAACAUAAGAACUGAUGUUUCAUCCACGACGAGAAUCCUUGGCCUUCGUCUUCUCGUACCAAGUUAUGUGGUCAAAAUUUAAUAUGAAUUGCCACAGAUGGAAAUUGAGCUUGAAUUGUUCAGUUUUCUACAUUUGUAAUGAAAGAAAUAGAAAAUGCUGAACGAAAUAAUUUACCUUUCCAUGUAACAAAAAGAUUCCGUUGUUCUUUACCCACUGUUAGUUACAAUGCGACGCAAAGAAAUAUCUGUUUAGUUGUAAAAUUUCAAAUCCCUUUAUAGGAGAAGGAAUGGCUGAUUUUGAUUUUA